Salvia miltiorrhiza (redroot sage) is the source of this 780-nucleotide messenger RNA. RefSeq lists its product as uncharacterized. The record is from RefSeq and is a predicted model, not a curated record. The transcript has a single exon. Lineage: Eukaryota; Viridiplantae; Streptophyta; Magnoliopsida; Lamiales; Lamiaceae. The coding region runs from base 1 to 780 and encodes 259 amino acids.
AUGUCGAAUUUGUCGCUAAAGUGUUUGAUGGAAACUAACAAGUUGACUGGGUCAAACUUCACGGAUUGGCUCCGUUGCUUGCGUCUGGUCUUAAGGCUAGAAAAGAUUGAGUACGUCUUGGACGACCCAAUCUCUGUGAUUCCCGACAAGAACUCUGCAGAGUAUGCUAAGUUUGACGAAGCUGCUCAUAAGAAACAUGUCGAGGAUGCGACUUCGGCACAAUGUGUUAUGUUGACCUCUAUGACUACGGAGUUACAGAGGCAACGUGAACACAUGUUCCCUUUUGAUAUGUUGAAACACUUGAAAAGUUUGUAUGCUUUAGAAGCUCAAACUAUGGAGUAUGAGAUACUCCGAGAUCUAUUCAAGUGUAAGCUUCACGAAGGGAGCCCAGUUUCUGAUCAUGUUUUGAAGAUGAUUGGAUUGAUUGAGAGGUUAGCAUCGAUUGGAACGAUGCUACCCGCUACUGUCUCUGUCAAUCUAAUUUUGCAGUCUUUGCCUGCCUUGUUUGAGAAUUUCAUAGUGAAUUUCAAUAUGAACGGCACUAAGGCGAGUCUGCCCGAGCUUCAUAACAUGCUGAAGACUUAUGAGUCUACCACCACCAAAGGCAAAUCUGUGCCCAUGGUGAGCCCUUCUGCUACACCUUCCAAGAAGAAGAACAAGCAGAAAAAAAAGCAGAAGAAAGCAUUAGAUGCUAGUUUAAAGCCUAAGGGUGGAGGAAGUCAUAAAAGGUCGAAGUUGCCAAAGGAUGAGUGCCUAUUCUGUCAUGAAAAUGGGCACUAG